This is a messenger RNA of Sorex araneus (European shrew), 2171 nucleotides long. RefSeq names its product dual specificity phosphatase 23 (gene DUSP23). Gene Ontology annotation, molecular function: protein tyrosine/serine/threonine phosphatase activity. The transcript is spliced from 2 exons. Gene Ontology annotation, biological process: cilium assembly; protein dephosphorylation. The record is from RefSeq and is a predicted model, not a curated record. Lineage: Eukaryota; Metazoa; Chordata; Mammalia; Eulipotyphla; Soricidae. Bases 74 to 526 code for a protein of 150 amino acids.
CCGGGCUCACGUGGUCGCGAGGGGCGGGCGGGCGGGGUGGGCGUGCUGCUGACCCCUGCCCUCUGCCCCGGCCAUGAGCGCGCAGCCCCCCAACUUCUCGUGGGUGCUGCCCGGCCGCCUGGCGGGGCUGGCGCUGCCCCGGCUGCCCGCGCACUACCACUUCCUGCAGGAGUGCGGCGUGCGGCACCUGGUGUCGCUGACCGAGCACCGGCCCCCCCACGCCGACAGCUGCCCGGGCCUCGCGCUCCACCACCUGCGCGUGCCCGACUUCACGGCGCCGGCCCCCCAGCAGAUCGACCGCUUCGUGCAGCUGGUGGACGAGGCCAACGCCCGCGGCAAGGCCGUGGCCGUGCACUGUGCACUGGGUCUGGGCCGGACCGGCACCAUGCUGGCCUGCUACCUGGUGAAGGCCCAGGGCCUGACCGCGGGGGACGCCAUCGCAGAAGUCCGGCGCCUUCGGCCCGGCUCCAUCGAGACCCACGGGCAGGAGAAGGCCGUGUUCCAGUUCUACCAGCGCACCAAGUAGGCUGGGCCACAGCCGGCCCGGCCCGGCCCAGCCCCCGCACACCCCAGGGCUCUGGGCGGCAUCUGGCACUGCCGGGCACUGCCCACAAUAAACCUUCACGAACUGGCCCGGGACUGAGAGUUUCUGGCGCGCAGAGGUCUGCGUGCCCUUGGUGUGGGCGAGGGGCCGGCUCCGGGAGGCCUGGCCAGGGGCAGAAAGCAGUGGGGACCGCAGUGGGGACCAGACGGGGACCCGGAGCUGCUGCUGCCUGUUGAUUCUGGGUUCCGCGCCGAGCUGUGCCUUGCAGGUUCCGGGUGUUCCUCUGGAAACUCCCUCGGUCAGCCUGGCCACCCCCACCCUGCACAGGGGAGGCUGCAGGACAGUCCCCUCCCUCAGGUCAGCCUGGCCACCCCCACCCUGCACAGGGGAGGCUGCAGGACAGUCCCCUCCCUCAGGUCAGCCUGGCCACCCCCGCCCUGCACAGGGGAGGCUGCAGGACCGUCCCCUCCCUCGGUCAGCCUGGCCACCCCCGCCCUGCACAGGGGAGGCUGCAGGACCGUCCCCUCCCUCGGUCAGCCUGGCCACCCCCACCCUGCACUGGGGAAGGUGGUCUGUGGGAUUGCAGCUGUGCCCAGCAAGGCCUUGAAAUCGGGGUCCACACAGCCAGCCCGCGCCCCAGAGCCGAGACCCUCCACCUGCCACGGCCCUGUGCUCCCCAGCGCGGUCUCCUGCGGCCAGCCGGGCUGGACACCCCCUGGGAGUUUGUGCUGAGCGUGUGGGACCCAGGAGACCCCUCGUCCAGCCCCAGCCAGGUGCUCAGGGCACUGAAGACCCACCUGCUCCUGGCCCCAGCGGGGCGCCCCGAGCCCACUCUGAGACGGUGCUCCCUCCCACGCCUGGGCCCCGCCUGGGCCCUGCCUGGCCUGCCAGAGUGGCCCCAUGCGCCAGCACCCAGGCCGCAUGAGGGUACGAGAUCCCCUCACCAGCCACCCCACAGCGCCAGGGUUCAUAGUGUGUCUCAGACACCCAGAGCCACUGCCAAACGGGGACUGCCCAUGCGUGUCCACUUGCUGUGGGCGUGUGUCACGUGUGUGCAUGUAUUGUGUACAUGUGCAGUGAGUGUGUGCACAGUGUCUGUGUCACAUAUGGUGUACGUGUAUAUGUGAACCGUGUAUGCCUGCAGUGUAGUGUGUGUCACAUGUGCAUAUGUGUGAGCUGUAUGUACGUGCAGUGAAUGUAUACAAUGUCACGUGUGGUGAGCAUGUAUGUGUGAGCUGUGUGUACAUGCAGUGAGUGUGCACAGUGUGUGUCAUGUGUGUAUAUUGUCUGUGUGCGGUGUCUGCAUAUACAUGUGUGGCAUCAAUGUACAUGUGUGUACUGCUGAUGUAUGUGUCCACAUAUGUGGUGUCUGCAUGUACACAUGUGCAGCAUGCAUGUAUGCAUGUGUACUGUCCAUGUACAGGCAAGUGUGUGCCGUGUCUGCAUGGUGCACCAGUUGGCAGGCAGUGACACGAGUUUUAGGACCCUCUCUGGGACCCCCGGGUGGGAGCCCGGUGCAGAGGUAGCACCCCAGUUCCUGCGUCUGUCCCCAGCGGGCCUCCCCCUCUCCUGGUGCAGGCUGCCGCCCUUCCCAGAGACCCAGGCUCUCUCAGCCGCCCUCCUUGAU